This is a messenger RNA of Hyla sarda, 2578 nucleotides long. RefSeq names its product Myb/SANT DNA binding domain containing 2 (gene MSANTD2). Gene Ontology annotation, cellular component: adherens junction; plasma membrane. NCBI's taxonomy places the organism in Eukaryota, Metazoa, Chordata, Amphibia, Anura, Hylidae. Gene Ontology annotation, molecular function: cell-cell adhesion mediator activity. Bases 8 to 2215 code for a protein of 735 amino acids. Gene Ontology annotation, biological process: homophilic cell-cell adhesion. The transcript is spliced from 10 exons. The record is from RefSeq and is a predicted model, not a curated record.
GGGGAAGAUGGCGGCGCCCUGUAAUUCGGAGCUUCCGUCCGAGGCUUCGUCUUGUCUGAAAAUCCCGAAGAGCGAGGUUUUGUCGCCGCCCUCCCCCGGGCUCAGCGACGGGAACCGCUCCCUGUCCAACCCGUCCACCCCGAGCCGCUCGUCUCCUCUCAGCGCCGGUGUGACUGGCGGCGGGGCGGCCACAGCGGGCCUGAGCGGGGCCUCCCCCUCCGUGUCCUUCUCCACCGCCUGCCGCGGCAUGUCGUGGACACCGGCCGAGACCAACGCGCUCAUCGCCGUAUGGGGGAACGAGCGGCUGGUGGAGGCGCGGUACCAGCAGCUGGAGGGCGCCGGCACCAUCUUCGGCACCAAGGCGCCCGGGCCCGCCAUGUACGACCGGGUCUCCCGGGCCCUGGCUGAGCUGGGCUACGAGCGCACCCCGAGCCAGUGCCGGGAACGGAUGAAGACUCUCCGCAGAUGCUACAGUCGGGUAAAAGAACGUGGUGUUGGCAAAAGGAAGAGCAGCUACACAUUCGAGCAGCUGGAACGAGUAUUUGGACAAGGGGGAUGGGACACACAGACAUGUCAGCCCGUGCUGAUAAACAGUAGCGGCUUGUAUCAGGAGAUGGAGUCUGAUGGCAGCACCAUGGAGGACUAUUCCCAGGACGACUGGGGGAACCACAGCCAGGAUAUGCAGGGUUUUCCUGGGGAGGAUUUGGAAGAAAUCAGUCUUCCUAAAAGACCGCCGAAGAACAGGGAGCCUCCCGAGGAUGUACAGAAAAAAGAGCUUCUGCAGACCAUCAUGCACAUCCUGGAGUCCGUCCAGCUCAAGUGGGAGCUGUUUCAAAGCUGGACAGAUUUUUCGAGGUUGCACCUCUCAAACAAACUGGCAAUAUUCGGCAUUGGCUACAACACUCGGUGGAAGGAGGAUAUUCGAUACCAUUACGCGGAAAUCAGUUCACAGGUUCCACUGGGAAAGCGUCUGCAACUCUCCCUGGCGCUGCUGGAAGUUCACGUGGAGCAGAAAUCAGUGACAGCGAUAGAAGGUCAAAGUAUUACACUCCCUGUCUGGUAUUCAAGCAGCUCUGACGAAAAACCGUACAUCACCUGGUACAUAGAGCGAGCGCAGGAGGAACAGAUCCUCAAGUACAUGGACGGUGAAGUUGACGUUGUGGAAGGUUUUCGUGGCCGCUUGGACUUUGUGUAUAAGAUGCCAGCGAAAAACAUCUCAAUUGUCAUUAAUAAGACUCUGGCUACAGACACCGGAAAAUACCGCUGCUAUGUGAAUGUGCUCAAAGAUCAGCCCGUGGGCAGCAGUAACAUUGGGAAGAUUAAUGUGUCCAUCCUGGUGCCUCCUUCUAAGCCCACGUGUGAGUUACAUGGGGAUCCCUAUAUUGGUGCCAAUGUUACUCUCACCUGCAAGUCUUCGUCUGGACAUCCUGUGCCCACGUACUCCUGGAUAAAGAAGGCCGCGGUCAACGUGAUUUACUUUCCUCCUGUUCAUGACGCAGUGAAGGGAACCUUAACCUUGACCAAUCUGUCAUCAGAGAACACGGGGAUGUACGUGUGCACGUCCCGAAACACUGCGGGGGUGUCCGAGUGUAACAUCACCAUGGAGGUGAAGGCAGUUUCCCGGGCAGCGAUAAUCAUUGGGGCAGUUUUGGGGUCGAUCGCUGGACUCUGCCUCCUGGUGAUCCUGAUCCUAGGACUGAUUUACCUGUAUAGAAGAGGAAUGAAAACCACGCAAGAAGAAACCGAGAACGACAUCAAGGAGGAUGCCCCGGCCCCGAAGACACUUCCCUGGCCAAAGGGCAACGACUCCAGCCUUGCAUACAAAAACGGCACCCUAUCCUCUGUGGGCAGCCACCGGGAUCACAAGCCGUACCCGCCCAAAUCGCCAUCCGAUACCACGUCUGUCAACACCGCCACCGGAAGCAACCUCGGCUACAAACCCCCCUAUGUCAACGGCAGAGUCACCACCCCAACCCCCAGCAUGUCUAGCCAGUCGCUGCCCACCUACAUGGCGCCGACCAACGGCAACUACUACAGCACGGCCGUGCCAACAAAUCGGGGCACCCUUCAAAAGACCAACAAUGGCAUCGAGCAGCAGCCCCCCAAAAAGGAUAUAAUAAACAUCCCCACCGGGGUCACCCCAUCCAACCUGGUGCGCAUGGGGGCAGUGCCCGUCAUGGUGCCCGCUCAGAGCCAGGCGGGCUCCCUGGUGUGACCGGCACCGGCACUAUACAGAACUGAAUGUUUACAGGACUCUCCGCUGCCAACUGUUUAGGAAUCAUCAGAACCGUGUUAUCCGCCACGCAAUCAGCAUCUCACCGGAGGCGCGGGACAUUCGUCCGGUCGCCACCGCCGUAUACCGCGUUGUCUUUUGUAUAAAUGUCGCACACUUUUUUUUACAUUUUUGCAUCUGGCCUGGAUUUUAUAACGUUGACCUUUUGACCUUUAUACAGAUUUUUUUUGAUUUUUUUAUCACGUUUAAAGAUUUUUGGCUGCGGGUCUGUGGCGCCAUGAAGCACCGGACAGAGGCUUGGAUGAUGGUCAUGUGACUGGAUAUCGUUUUCUGUUGGUUUCAUUG